Messenger RNA from Triticum aestivum (bread wheat), 2385 nucleotides. Its product is annotated as probable leucine-rich repeat receptor-like protein kinase At1g35710. The coding region runs from base 7 to 2385 and encodes 792 amino acids. Gene Ontology annotation, molecular function: protein binding. NCBI's taxonomy places the organism in Eukaryota, Viridiplantae, Streptophyta, Magnoliopsida, Poales, Poaceae. The transcript has a single exon. The record is from RefSeq and is a predicted model, not a curated record.
AAUGUCAUGGCAAUCCAUCGCAUGCUCAUCCUCGUGUCUUUGAGCCUGCUGCUACACCUAUGCGUGGCGGAGGAAGCCGCCAGCCACGCAGAAGAAGCACAAGCACAAGCACUCCUCCGAUGGAAGUCCACUCUGCUCAACUCCUUCUCUUUGUCCUCGUGGUCGCACACCACACCGACCUGUUCUUGGUUCGGAGUAACAUGUGAUGCCCACGGCCGUGCUACCCAGCUCAAGCUUUCAUCAUGCAACCUCAGUGGCACUCUUGACGCCUUGUACUCCGCCGCGCUCGGUAGCCUUACCGAGCUCGGCUUUUACGGGAACAACCUCGUCGGCACCAUCCCGGUGAGCAUAUCCCUACUACUCAACCUCACCUAUCUGGACUUGAUGAGCAACAACCUUGUUGGUCCCAUACCCUACCAAUUCAGCAAACUCAAGCACUUGAUGUACCUUGAUUUGUCUAGCAACAGGCUAUCUGGGCUGAUACCACGUCCGCUCUCAGUGCUCACAGCACUAGAGUCUCUGAACCUUGGACAAAACAAUCUUACAGGAGGAAUCCCAGAGGAGCUCGGGAUGCUGCAUAGUUUGGCUCAGCUUGAACUGAACAACAACUCGUUCUUCGGACCGAUCCCAGCGUCACUUGGGCAGCUUAGGAUGCUAGAAUAUCUGGACAUAAGUGGAAAUCAUUUAGGUUCAACCAUCCCUUCCGAGCUGGGAAACCUUACCCGUCUCAUCAACAUAGACCUGUCCUGGAACAAGCUUUGUGGAGGUUUGCCCACAACCUUUUCCAGGUUGUGGCACCUGGAAUCGUUUGUAAUGGGGAACAACAAUCUCGACGGCACUGUUCCACCAGACUUCUUCACAAACUGGACCAACUCCCUCACAAGGUUUGAUAUAGCAAACAACUCUUUCAUCGGAAGCAUCCCACCGGAGAUUGUUCGGUGGGAGAAUCUGUCUAGGCUGUACCUCUCUGGCAACAUUUUCACCGACAUGAUCCCCACUGAGCUAGUAAGCAUGCAACACUUGGAAAUAUUGGACCUGUCCAAUAACCAUCUUAAUGGUGUGAUACCAUCAGAGAUUGGCAACUUGUCAUGGUUAGUAAUCCUGGACCUUAGCUCCAACCAGUUGGAGGGCAAGAUUCCUACUAUGAACCCCGACACUGGAGGUAACUAUUCCAUGUUUUUUGCUAGUCUAAUAUCCUUGUCUGGAAACAAAUUUACAGGUAUUAUUGACUGGAGUUUUUGUCAGCUACCUUAUUUACAGUCCUUGGAUCUAUCAGACAAUCUGUUGUCUGGAGUUAUCCCUAAUUGCCUUUGGAGCUUGCCAAAUCUUGCGUACCUAGAUUUGUCAAGCAAUGCUAUUGAUGGAGAAGUUCCACUCUCAGUACACAAUAUUUCUGCACUGUAUUCACUACAUCUAUCUAACAACCGCUUCACAGGGUGCUUUCCCUCUAUUGUAAGGAACUACAGAAACCUAAUAACUCUAGAUCUUGGUGGCAACAAGUUUUCCGGGGUAAUUCCUACUUGGAUAGGGGCAAGCAAUCCUUCGCUCAGGGUUCUCCGACUACGAUCAAAUAUGUUCCAAGGAAGUAUUCCUCAUGAGGUUACACAACUCAUUCAUCUCCAAAUACUUGACCUAGCUGAAAACAAUCUGACAGGCUGCGUACCAGUUAGGUUUGCUAGCUUUACUCACAGGAAAUGGCCAGAACGGACCUCGCUAGGGAUGGAUCUGAGUUCUGUGUACUACUCAAUUGAUGGCCAGCUUGACAUAAUUUGGAAGGGGCAAGAUUAUACUUUCCAUAGAGCAAUUUGGCUUAUGACUGGCAUUGAUCUAUCAAGCAACUCUCUUUCCGGUGAGAUCCCCGCAGAACUACUUAAUCUUCAAGAAAUUCGGUUCCUCAACUUGUCUAGAAAUAACUUAUCCGGUGGUAUCCCAAACAACAUUGGCAACAUGAAAGAUAUGGAGUCCCUUGAUUUCUCUUGGAAUAAGCUCUCAGGUCCCAUUCCAUCAAGCAUAUCAGAUUUGAUGUGCUUGAGCUCACUUAAUCUCUCCAACAACCUUCUUUCAGGAGAAAUACCUGAUGGUAAUCAGCUUCAAACGCUCAAUGACCCAUCGAUUUAUAGCCAGAACCAAGGGCUCUGCGGCCGCCCUCUGAGCAUCGCAUGUACCAAUGGUUCAAGUGGUACAACAACACUAUACGGGGUAAAGGAGCAUCAACAAGAACUUGAUGCUGUCUGGCUGUACUACUCAGUGGUCGCUGGAAUUGUCUUUGGUUCUUGGCUAUGGUUUGGAACAUUAUUUUUCUGGAAGCAUUGGAGGUUCACUUUUUUCCAUUCCAUCGACGCCGUGCAGCAAAAAGUUGCGCAGAAGUUGAAGCAUAUAUAUUGA